Anolis sagrei ordinatus is the source of this 3046-nucleotide messenger RNA. RefSeq names its product centrosomal protein 68 (gene CEP68). The record is from RefSeq and is a predicted model, not a curated record. NCBI's taxonomy places the organism in Eukaryota, Metazoa, Chordata, Lepidosauria, Squamata, Anolidae.
CGCGCAUUGUGGCCCGGGGAGAGCGCGAGCUGUGGCGCGAGCGGUGAGGCGGGGUUCUCAGGCGGCUGCUCCAUCUUCGGCCCAGAGACGGACAGGUCAGGAGGCGCUUCUCCACUUUGUGGGGCAGGCCUUUGCUUUGCCUCCUGACAGGCUUUCCACCAGGGAGAACGGUGGCACCGUGGCAGCUGCAGAUUCCACAUUUUGUCCACUAAGUGAAAAGAAAUCUGCUUUGCAGAUGGCUUUGGAAGUAGAAAAAUCUUAUUUUGAUGUUUUUCUGAGGACAACACUGAAGUACUAUGAUGACUACAGUCAAGCACUCAGAGGCUAGUUUGCUGGAUUUGCCAGGAAUUCUCCCACCCAGAUCUGUGGCUUCUGCUCGCUACAACUCUGCCACCAGAGCCUUUCACAGCUUUGAUGGGAACCAGAUGUGGUUUACCACUAAUUCAUCCACUCCAAAACAUUUGCUAGGUAAAGAAAACCCAAAUUUUAAUAAUGCCACACCCUUGCUAUCAGGAACCAACAUUUCCUCACAACCGCCAGAAGUAUCUGAUUUUGGACUGGAGAAAAUGAUAAGAUCAAAAAGGUUUUCAGCAGCAGGGGCUCUUUUGUUGCCCGAGAUGCCCACUUCUUCAAAUCUGCACCCUCUGUCUGAUCAUGAAGGAACCCCCAGGCUGAGCACAUGCAGGCAAUCACCUAUGGUUACUUGCUCAUUGAUGGGCCAAGUGAGAAAGAUGUCCUCUUUCCAGGCUGAUUACUGGGCAUGUGCAAUACCAGAUUCCUUACCACCAUCACCGGACCGUCAAUCCCCUCACUGGAACCCCAACAAAGAAUACGAGGACUUGCUCGAUUAUACCUACCCUUUACGGCCAAAAUACAAGCUUGCACAGAACAUCCAAGACUCCGCUGUCCAUGAUUCUGGAGUUGAUCUUGACAGCUUCUCCAUUUCCCCUGAAAGCACCCUGAAAUCUGUGAGCAUGCAUGACCAGAAACCUCUGGUUCUGGGGACUCAGAGUACACAGAGAUUUUUGACCCCGUUUUUGAAAAAACUUGAAGGUUCAGAUCCAGUUUCUCAUUACAAUAUUUCACCCAUUGGGAAAGUGUCCUUUGGAGAUGCAGAAAGGAGCAUUUCUUAUGAGAAUGUGGAUGGUUUGUCUCCAUCGUGCUAUGAACAUGCUCCGUCCAGUUCAGCCAACCGAGAUGAAAAUGUGUGGAACGCAAGGGGAGAUGACAAUCUCAACAGGAUGACUACCACUCAUAGCAGCUUCAUACGCUCGACAAGGGUGCUGCCCUUAAGAAAAGAGUGCUCCGGUGACGAUGAAUAUCUCUCCUUACCCCCCAGACUCAAGGAGUUAGAGACCUUGGCUCUGCAGUUGACUGAUCUGUCACUGACUAUAAGGAGACCGGAAUAUGACUCUGCGCAUGAUGGUUUCCCAGGCAUCAGUGUGAACGGAAGGCAAGUUCUAUCAGAGGUUCAGGCCGACGGCGGCAGUAAUGAGAGCCAAUGUGAAUUUUAUUGUGAUUCUCCUGGUAGCUUUCACAAACAUGGUGAAGAAGACUUUCUGAGCCGUCAACCUGAAAAUGUGCCAAGAAAGGCUGCAAGCAGUGAUCCCAUUGAAAUAGGAAGACUAGAGUUCCAAAAUAGUGGAAGUAAUCAGGGCAAGGAGGUAAAGAAUGGAAGCUCUCUUACAGACCACAUCAAGAUGUUCUGCGGCCAGCUAGAAGAGCUCAUUUGUUGGCUGCACAAAGUAGCAGAUGUUACAGACAAUUGGAUUCCUCCCAAGCCAGAUGUUAAAAGUGUUAAGGCAGCACUCCAGAACUACCUGGCGUUCAAAAAGGAUUUAGCUGAACACCAAGCAUUGACAGAAGGUGUCUUGCAGGAUGGGGAAAGGCUUCUCCAAUGCAUGGCAUCAAGUUCACCAGAAAAUUAUUGUGAGUGGGGGCAACCACUGAGGGAGGCCUAUUCUCACCUCUCCAAUCUACAAGUAGCUGCAUCUUACUCUUGUUCUGAAGUUCUACAGGACACUCUGCGUUUGAUUGGAAAACAAUCUGAUGAGCUUGAAAGCCACGCUGAACGCCUGUAUGAGUCUGUUCUCUCUGUUGUGGAUACCCUUGGUGCUGGCGUGAUGGAGAAUUGUGAUACACAACCAAUAGGGGCCCAGUCAUAGUCAUCCAAGUAGAGAACACCCUGGUUGAUGUGGACAUUUUUGGCCCACCUGUAUCUGAACGAAAGAACUACAUCUCUAAGGAGUCUUACAGCACUGUGGCCUAAAAAAGAGUUGAACUAUUUGGGAACGUCACCUUCAAAACUCUGCUCUACUGGAGUGGCUUCAAGAUUGACUUCCAAGUUUAACCAUUACAGGCACCUGGCUCCAGUUACCAGCACCAGAGUGUUGGAUAGCACCACAAAGAUACCUUUUCCUGAUUUUGGAGUGAUUGGUGGUUUUGUGACAAACUUUCUCUAACAGUUGAGUUGGAUUCAUUUUUUCUGCUUCAUUUGUUUAUCAUGUCAGGAGCAAGUUGAGAAUACAAUUACAAUGUAUAAAAAACCACAGAGUUAAAAACUUGGAAUUAUGAUAAAUUUCCUUUGACCAGAAGCUGGCCACUUUAAGUGCCUUUUGUGUCACUGCAAGAAGGUCCUCUAUUGUGCAUGUGGCAGGGCUCAGACUGCAUUGUAGUAGAUGGUCUGUAGUUUGCUUUAUUCCACACUUGCAUGUCGUGGAGUCCACUUUAUAGGCUCAUUUCUUAAGACUGGCUCUGUAUCUCAUGGUCCCAGAGUGCAGUCUGUUGUGUUCCCAGGAGGGAGUUUCUCAUCUGAAAUCAGCCACUGAUUGAAGUUCUCGGAUUUAACCUGCCACUUUUGGACUCUCGCUUGCUGAGGUGUUCCUGCGAGUAUCUCUGUACAUCUUAGGAAGCUGUUUCAUGAUUCUGCUUCAUGUAGUGCAUAAUUUCAGUGCCUUUGUGUACAAUCUCUUUCAAAACUGUCUUCUAAGGAUUUAACAUUUCUCUGAAAUACUACUUUUUAAAUAAAGGUUAUUUUGUCACUGUA